AUGCCUGCCGUACGAAAACUCACGACAUUGGACAUCUUCCUGUUCAUCCCCAACCUCAUUGGAUACACCCGGGUGGUACUGGCUCUCGCAUCUCUACUGAUCAUGCGAUUCCACCCCAAGUACUGCACCAUUCUAUACUGUCUGUCGUGCAUUCUGGACGCUCUGGACGGCUACACGGCCCGAAAAUACAACCAGACCUCCUCGUUUGGAGCCAUUCUGGACAUGGUCACCGACCGAUGCACCACCUCAUCGCUCAUCUGCUACCUGUGCGUGGCGUACCCCAACUAUGCCGUGGCAUUCCAGCUGCUCGUGUCGCUCGAUCUCGCCUCCCACUACAUGCACAUGUACGCCACUCUGACCAGCGGAUCGUCUAGUCACAAGAAGGUCGGCGAGAAGUCGCAGCUGCUCAAACUCUACUACACCAACACCACGGUGCUGUUUGGCAUUUGCGCCGCCAACGAGCUCUUUUUCGUGGCUCUGUACCUGUGGUCCUUCGACUUUGCCUACGAGAACCCCUGGUUUACUGUCAACGGCCACCCCGUUACCUGGGUCGUCUUCAUGGGAGCCGUCACCGCCCCCUGGUGCGCCCUCAAGCAGGUCAUCAACGUGAUCCAGAUGUACCAGGCCGCCGUAUCUCUGGCCGAGCGAGACGUCGAGGAGAAGAACGCCAAGCUCAAGUAA
This is a messenger RNA of Yarrowia lipolytica CLIB122, 681 nucleotides long. RefSeq lists its product as uncharacterized. Gene Ontology annotation, molecular function: CDP-diacylglycerol-inositol 3-phosphatidyltransferase activity. Gene Ontology annotation, biological process: phosphatidylinositol biosynthetic process. The record is from RefSeq and is a predicted model, not a curated record. Gene Ontology annotation, cellular component: membrane; Golgi apparatus. NCBI's taxonomy places the organism in Eukaryota, Fungi, Ascomycota, Dipodascomycetes, Dipodascales.